UGCUCUCUUUUUCACGCUCGUCCACGCCCGCGCCCGUGUUUUCUCCUGCCGCCCUCCGCUCUCUUCAGCGCGCCGGCACAUUUACCACUCCCAGCGACUCCGAGAAGACGCUGCUGGACAUCCGAACUUGACUAAAACCUGCUCUCUGGGACCUUGUGAAAUAUGAGCAGAGGACGCGGAUUUGGCGGCCGUGGUGGUGGAGGCCGCGGUGGUGGUCGUGGCGGGUUCAUGCAGAGGGACCAAGGCCCUCCUGACCAGGUCUUCGAAAUGGGCACCUUCCUGCACGCAGUCGAGGACGAGAUGCUCUGCCAGUCGCUCAUGCCGGACAAAGUGCCCUACUUCAACGCGCCCAUCUACCUGCAAAACAAGUCCGUCAUCGGCCGCGUGGACGAGAUCCUCGGGCCGAUCAACGAGGUCUACUUCUCAGUGAAGAUGGGCGACGGCAUGGUCGCGAACUCGUUCAAGAAGGGCGACAAGGUCUACAUCGGUGGCGACAAGCUGCUCCCCCUCGACCGCUUCUUGCCGAAGCCCAAGGUUACCGGUGUGAAAAAGCCCCGCGGGGGUGCACGGGGUGGUGCUGGUGGACGCGGCGGUCGCGGCGCACCAGGCGGACGUGGUGGCGGACGUGGCUUCACUCGGGGCGGAGGCCGCGGCGCACCAAGAGGACGGGGCGGAUUCGGCGGCGGAGGUGGCGGAGGCUUCGGUGGUGGUGGAGGAUUCGGCGGCGGCAGCAGCUUCGGCGGCGGUCGCGGUGCACCAAGAGGACGCGGCGGAUUCGGGGGAGGCAGUCGGGGCGGCGGACGCGGUGGGUUCCGCGGGUCAUAGUCUGCAGACGUGCCCCAGUGUACUUCGCGGUGUACGAGUCUCCCGUUGCUUUCGCUCUUUCUUUCCUCUUCUGUCUGUAUCCUACUCUGAGCGACGCUCUCGAUCGCUCUGGCAAAAUCCAAAAGUACAUAAUCC
Messenger RNA from Trametes versicolor FP-101664 SS1, 960 nucleotides. Its product is annotated as Gar1-domain-containing protein. Lineage: Eukaryota; Fungi; Basidiomycota; Agaricomycetes; Polyporales; Polyporaceae. The record is from RefSeq and is a predicted model, not a curated record. Gene Ontology annotation, cellular component: box H/ACA snoRNP complex. Gene Ontology annotation, molecular function: box H/ACA snoRNA binding. The transcript has 4 exons. The coding region runs from base 163 to 825 and encodes 220 amino acids. Gene Ontology annotation, biological process: snoRNA guided rRNA pseudouridine synthesis; ribosome biogenesis.